AUGAGGGCGUUGAUUGGGGAAGUGAUAGCAGACGAGGAAGGCAGACGAGGAUACCAUUCGUUCCUCGCGAUCUGCGAGUCCGGCCAACUCUCGGAAAUCAAGGAGGUGCUCCAGCAACAAUCUGGCUCAGCCUCUCUGCCCUCGCUCUCCUUGCAGGACGACGAUGGCUGGACCGCGCUCCAUUAUGCCGCUAGCUCCGGAAACCCUCAGACGGUCGAAUAUCUCCUCCAACAGGGCGCCCUUUGGGCCAUGGUUGACAAUCUCGGCUAUAAUGCAGGUGAUGUUGCCUUCUCAAUGAACCAUGUCGAAGUAUACCAAAUCAUCAGCAACCAUGGAUUCCGGGCGGAAGCGCUAAGACUGACGAUGGAAGCGACUGAUGAAGAGGAAGAGGGGCCGACGGAGGCGGGCUCGACGGCGACCAACAAUGCGAGAUUCCUCGCCUCAAAGCUGACGUUCAAGACGAGCACGAGCGGGCAACGCCUAUGCAUUGAUUCGGAAGGGAACGGGGUGAUGCAAGGCUGGGAGACGGAGAUCAUGCGAGAGACGGCCAAGCGGCUCUGCGAGCCCUUGCUCCGGAACAAGACGCCCGACUUCGAACUCAGCAUCCUCAACGUCGGCUUCGGCCUCGGCAUCAUCGACAGCUUCUUCCAGCAGUAUCACCCCACUCGUCAUGUGAUCAUCGAACCCCAUCCCGAUGUCUUGCAGUUCAUCAGCGACCAAGGUUGGCCCGACAAACUCGGCGUCCAUAUCUAUCCCGGCCGCUGGCAAGACUUCCUCGUCGACGUUCAGGAGGGCAAAAUUCAGGCUAACUUCGACGUCAUCUAUUGGGAUACGUUCUCAGAAGACUAUCGAUCAUUGAAGGGCUUUUUCGAUAACGUGUUCGACCUCUUGUCCGGCUCAGAGGCCCGAUUCUCUUGGUUCCAUGGUCUCGGAGCCACUUCGCGUACGUUGUAUGACAUUUACACGGAGAUGGCAGAGAUGGAUAUGAGGGAAGCUGGUCUCCGAGUGAGCUGGUCCGAAGUCCCCGUCGAUGGGGGUGAAGCCGUAUGGGAGGGCAUCAAGCGACGAUACUGGGACAUACCCUCGCCUUAUCGACUCCCUAUAUGCACCUAUGAUGUUUGAAUAACAGUCCAGAAAAAUACGCGCCCAUAUGCUCAUUCUUUAUCAACAA
Molecule: messenger RNA, 1171 nt
Organism: Puccinia graminis f. sp. tritici CRL 75-36-700-3
Lineage: Eukaryota; Fungi; Basidiomycota; Pucciniomycetes; Pucciniales; Pucciniaceae
Exons: 3
Coding region: 1-1122 (373 amino acids)
Biological process (GO): peptidyl-arginine methylation
Cellular component (GO): cytoplasm; nucleus
Molecular function (GO): protein binding; protein arginine N5-methyltransferase activity
Source: RefSeq, a predicted model, not a curated record